UCUUCAACCUUCCUUCCUUCCUCUGAUAAUGAUGAUUCCAUAGCAUAUAAAGCUUUGUCUCUCUUCUCUCCUCUCUCUCUGUCUCUCUCUCUCUGCUCAGUUCUGAUUCAUCUUCCUUUUUUUUUUUUUUUGGAUUUUGUUUCCAUUCUCUUCUGCUAAAUUAAUUUUCCCUUUCACUGCGGCAGCAAAAUCUGCUUCUCUCUCUCAGAAACGGUACAUAAAGUUUCCCCGUCUCAGAUCCCAAUAUCCCCCCCCUCUCUCUCUCUCUACUCUCUCUCUCUCUAUGCGACAAACAACCCUCUGUUCCCUUCCGCCCCGUCUUCUUCUUCCUCCCUCCUCCAUCAUCAAGCAGAGAGCUCAGAGCUCAGCCCAGCUCAGGUCUCAUAAUUUCUCCUCUUGCCCACAAGAGGGGUCUCUCUUGUGGUCCCCACACUCCCUCUCCCCUCCAUAGUACUACUGUUGUUAGCGUUUCCCCUCCCCCACCGGCGAAGGUGAAUGCAGGAGCAGAACCACCUGGCCAUGAUGGGGGGCGGCCGCGGCGGCGGAGGGGGGAUCGGCGGCCUUGCCGCCGGGGAAGGGACGGUCUCGGCGGCGGACCUGCAGAAGCUGAAGGCGGAGAUAGCCACCCACCCGCUGUACGAGCAGCUGAUGUCGGCCCACGUGGCCUGCCUCCGCGAGGCCACCCCGAUCGACCAGCUCCCCCUCAUCGACGCUCAGCUCGCCCAGGCCCACCACCUCCUCCGCUCCUACGCUGCCGCCGCCCAGCAGCAGCACUCCCUCUCCCCUCACGACCGCCAAGAGCUCGACAAUUUCUUGGCACAAUAUCUGAUAGUGUUGUGCUCAUUCAAGGAGCAGCUGCAGCAACAUGUAAGGGUUCAUGCUGUGGAAGCUGUCAUGGCCUGCCGGGAGAUCGAAAACAACCUCCACGCUCUCACCGGAGCAACUCUAGGUGAAGGGACAGGGGCAACAAUGUCGGACGAUGAGGAUGAUCUUCAGAUGGAUUACUCAUUGGAUCAGUCUGGAGCUGAGGGCCACGACAUGAUGGGAUUUGGUCCUCUCCUUCCCACUGAAUCCGAGAGGUCUCUAAUGGAAAGAGUUCGUCAGGAGUUAAAGAUCGAGCUCAAGCAGGGAUUCAGGUCGAAGAUUGAGGAUGUGAGGGAGGAGAUACUGAGAAAGAGGAGGGCAGGGAAGUUGCCUGGUGACACCACCUCGGUCCUCAAGAAUUGGUGGCAGCAACACUCUAAGUGGCCCUACCCUACUGAGGAUGACAAGGCAAAGCUGGUGGAGGAGACGGGGCUGCAGCUGAAGCAAAUCAACAACUGGUUCAUCAACCAGAGGAAGCGCAAUUGGCAUAACAACUCGUCCCACUCCGUCACUUCCUUGAAGUCCAAGCGCAAGAGGUAGACGUACAUCAUCAACAUUACUCGCUCGAUCAUUCGUGUGAUUGCGACGUAUUAUUAACACUACAAUAACUAGCUAGAAAGUCGAAUAGAAGUUAAGAUGAACAUCAACAAAUCGAUAGAAGUUAAUCAUCAGUGGCUGCUCAUCUCCAGCUAAUAUGUGAUUCAAGAACUCAUCAUUAAUUUUCUUCUCUCUUUUUACUGAUAUACAGUGUAUGUAUAGGUAUAAAACUGGGGGGCUUUUAUUGAAUAGCUUUAUUAACUCGACUUUUGUGCAUUAUGGAAGUCAAUCUGUUAGGUCAUUGCUUGCAGUGAUCUAUUAAUUACUUUUCAGGGAUAUGUACUUCAAAUUUCUGGUUCGGUCUGCAGUCGAAAUUAAAUUUCCCUUGGGAUAUAUAUGGUUUGCAUUUUGUAUCAUUUCCAGAGAGAAA
This is a messenger RNA of Punica granatum (pomegranate), 1831 nucleotides long. Lineage: Eukaryota; Viridiplantae; Streptophyta; Magnoliopsida; Myrtales; Lythraceae. The record is from RefSeq and is a predicted model, not a curated record.